Molecule: messenger RNA, 1695 nt
Organism: Triticum turgidum subsp. durum (durum wheat)
Lineage: Eukaryota; Viridiplantae; Streptophyta; Magnoliopsida; Poales; Poaceae
Source: the annotation of a GenBank genome assembly
AUGCACCGACCAGUGGCCGCUCCGGUUAAUGAGGAUGUCGAGAGCAGAUUCCAGCAUUUGGCAGGUUCAGUACAAAAUGAUGUUAUGCAGUUAAAGGCAGCGACCGGAGAGGACGAGGGAGGUGUGCACAUCCAAGACCUUGUUGUCGUCGUUCCACGAAUGACGAGGAGGAGGGCGAGGGAGGCAUGCGCACCGGAGACUGCGUUGCCGUCGUUGCAGCGCACUCGACUCACACGCGGUGGAAGCAGGGGGGAGGCCCCGACCAAUGGCCGCUCCGAUAUUUCUGGAAACGACUCCGCUGCAGCCUCUUCUUCGCGGACGAUAAGCGCGGGUGAUGAAGCUGUAGAACCGUCAUCACGUCAUGGCGGCCCCGACGCCUUGGGCACAUACACAGAUGGGCAGGACGACUACACAUCCACUGUUCAUGAUGAGUCCGGCACCGCCACAAAUCCUGAAGAUGCAACCGAUCGCGACGAAGGGACCGGCCAAGGGGACCAGGCAGCUGGACAACCUAAAAAGCAACGCAAACCUAGGCGCCCAAACAUGCUUGGCACCGAUAGGAUUGUUAUCAACCGAGUGUCUGAGGCUGGUCUACCUCUUAGUCCCAAGAAGGCUGAACAAGGUUACAGUAAUGGCCUAGGCUGCAUCCUUCGCGAAACCGUGAGCAUUAAUGAAACCAAUCUCAGGUCGAAAGCCAAUGAGAAUUUGCGAGCACUCCUCAUAUCGAAGCUGCACACUCAUUACAAGUUCCCGGAUGAGUCCCUAGACGAGACCACUCCGGUAAAUAACACAGCCCUCUGCAAGUGGACCAAGCUUUUGAGUAGUUGGAAAUCCAAAGCCAAAAGCGAAUACCUUGAGAAAGAUUACGAAACCGAGAUAAAAAAGAAGUGGCCUUCGGUUUCUGAGGAGGACUGGAACCUGUUCAAGCAGCACUGCGAGACCCCUGAAGUCAAGGAGAUGGAGAAAUGGGGGAAGGAAAUGCGGGCAAGGAACAUUGGUCACCACACCCUUGGAAGCCGUGGUUACCCAGGGAAGAAGCCGAAGUGGGACAAGCAGGACGCUGAGUUUGCUGCAGCAGGCAUACCAAACCCCUUCAAGGAAUUUGAAAACCCGCGUGAAAAUGAUUACAUCAGGGGCCGGUGCAAAUACGAUGAAGAGACUAAGACAUGGGUAUUGGACGAGAAGACGGCGAAAGUCAAGGAACUCCUGAGGCAGUAUCAUGUGGAAUCUCAAAGCUCCCAGGAGUCGGAGUCCUCGGCAAGGUGGGACGACCCUCUGAACAGGUCGAUCAACGUGGUGCUCGGCAAGGACCCGAAAACGAGGCCGGCUUAUGGUCGUGUGAACGGCGUCGGGCUGAAUGAAAAAUGGGACACGCAUUAUCCCGAAGACCGCGAGCUUGCGAGGCAGAGAAGGAGAGCCGGCCGAGCUAGUUUUGAAUCCAGAUUGGCUGGAAUGAGAGAAGAACUUAAAGAAGAAAUGAGAGAGGAAGUCGAGGUGAAAGCCAAAGCCAUGGCGACAGCACAAGUCAUGGAAAUGUGGCCCGAUCUAAUUGAGGCCGUCAAGCGAAGUUUAGCAUCGGGGCAAACAGCGCCACCAUCAUCCUCUGUCACGUUGGCGCCGGCCAAUGUCAUUUUGGAGAAAGAGCCGCGUCCUGGUGCACAUCAUAGCAGCCGCUCUGCCCCUUUCAUGGGCUAG